AUGGGGAAAAAGAUCGUAGGCUUGUAUUGUGGGCUCUGCGUCCUGUCUUUUGCCGUGAUUUCCGUCUCUUGCUUCAGCAAGUGGUACCAGCAGGUUUUCAAGACCCUGGGCAUCAAGACGGCGCUGAAACUCGAGGUGUCUCUUCUCACUGCCCAUGUGCCUGCCGAGUCGAUCAUGUUCUGCAAGACCAUCCGGAAAAUCAAGAAGAAAGUACUCAGAAGUUGCGACACCUUGAAGGAUGCACAACCUCUGCAGGAUGUGGCCGCGGACUGGUGUGCGCCUGGUAUCUACCAGGCCUGGGCAGUGCCCUGCCAGGCCUUCAACAUGGCUUAUGUGCUCGGCAUGGUGGUGAUCAUGUGCUACAUCCUCGAUGUCAUGCUCAUUCUCACAAGCUUCUUUCUGCUGUAUUACUACGUCUCGAGUGAGAGCCACAAGCCCAUCUACAGGUACUGGGCUGCAGUUCUCCACGCCCUCGGAACUGGCCUCUUCGCCACCGCCUGUGUGACAUAUACCAUCUUCGGUAUGGGCCGCCUCAAUUCUAUAGGUGGUUCUGGCAUCCGUGGCCUCUUCGAAGCCGCCACAUCGGUAGGGAUGACUCCAG
Messenger RNA from Symbiodinium necroappetens, 601 nucleotides. The record is from the annotation of a GenBank genome assembly. NCBI's taxonomy places the organism in Eukaryota, Dinophyceae, Suessiales, Symbiodiniaceae.